Mus musculus (house mouse) is the source of this 2814-nucleotide messenger RNA. It is a transcript of the gene Fdx1, whose product is annotated as ferredoxin 1. Gene Ontology annotation, molecular function: 2 iron, 2 sulfur cluster binding; electron transfer activity; iron-sulfur cluster binding. The transcript is spliced from 4 exons. Gene Ontology annotation, cellular component: mitochondrion; mitochondrial matrix. Bases 136 to 636 code for a protein of 166 amino acids. Gene Ontology annotation, biological process: cholesterol metabolic process; P450-containing electron transport chain; cellular response to forskolin. Lineage: Eukaryota; Metazoa; Chordata; Mammalia; Rodentia; Muridae. The record is from RefSeq and is marked reviewed.
GGGGCGCAGCCGCGGGUUAUAGGACACGCAGGGCGCUCGCGGGAGUGUAGCCCUCUCGCAGCCGGACACGCGGGACCUACCCGACCCUCAGCACUGCGCAGGACUCCGCGGGACCCGGAACCUUCCGACAGGGUUAUGGCGGCCGCUCCGGGCGCCCGACUCCUGCGCGCGGCCUGCGCCUCCGUCCCUUUCCGCGGCCUUGACCGCUGUCGGCUGCUGGUCUGCGGGACCGGAGCGGGAACUGCCAUCUCUCCGUGGACCCCGAGUCCCCGCCUGCAUGCAGAGGCCGGGCCCGGCCGGCCGCUGAGCGUGUCUGCGCGCGCGCGGAGCAGCUCAGAAGAUAAGAUAACAGUCCACUUCAAGAACCGAGAUGGCGAGACGCUAACGACCAAGGGGAAAAUUGGCGACUCUCUGCUAGAUGUUGUGAUUGAGAACAACUUAGAUAUCGAUGGGUUUGGUGCGUGUGAGGGAACGUUGGCUUGCUCUACUUGUCAUCUUAUCUUUGAGGAUCACAUCUAUGAGAAGUUAGAUGCCAUUACUGAUGAAGAGAAUGACAUGCUUGACCUGGCUUUUGGACUAACAGACAGGAACCUGGAAGACCCACCUAUUUCCUUCAGCCCAGCAAUUGGUCCCUGACAUCUUUAUUAAUUGAUCAAGAACCAAAUGGGGAGUAGGACCUUAGCAUCAGAACCACCCCAUACAGAUUGUCUCUGUAUUAUUCAAAUGUUGAUUUCUGUGAUGGCAGAGAGUUGAAUGAAGACUGGACUUUGGUAUGGUUCACAUAACUAUAUCAUAUUUUGCAAACACUCUCUCAUCUUCUGAUUGACUUAUUAAAAAGCAGAUGGUCUAUAACAAGGCAGGAAGUAGGAAGUGAGACUUCUGGGAGGAGAUAGGAUCUCCAGGACAGAAUUAGGCACAGGAGAUUCACCACCAAGACAAGUAAGUCAGACAUAUGAAACUAGCCAUGUGGCAGACAUAGAAUAGAAUAAAUAGGUUAAUUGAAUUAUGAACUAGUUGGGGAACAAACCUAGCUUAAGGCCUAGACAUAAAUAAAUAAGCCUCCAUGUCAUUAUUCAGGAACUGGGGCAGACAGAAAAAAACCAAAUGGUUACAAAUGGCACCCCAUGUUUGGUGCCAAAUACUGUUUUUAACAAAAUCUCAAAUGUUUGAUUUUACCAAUGGGAGCCAACCAAUGCUGGGGUGAACUUCGACUUCCUGUGUGUCUCUCUAUCCAUCAUCCUGACUUCCUCUUACUCAUUAUGGUUAUUUUCUAUGUUUACUCUCUGACUGCUGGUUGCUUGCUCUGCCUCUUGACCUAUGGCUGACUUUAUUUAAUCCUAUUUACAAUAAACAGAAAACUCUUGGAUUAAAGGUGUGUGCUAGUGCUAAGCCACACCACAACUAGAAACAGGUUUUUCCAGUAAAUAACACAGUCUUAGGGUUCACAGUGUGAUCAGAAUUCCUUCAACACAGUUCUGUCUCCAGCCUCACCUCUGUCUUAUGGAGGUGAGACUAAUACCUUUGGAAGAGACUGAGAACACCAUACCUUUUUACAUGCAAGCUCAUUGUGUCAGGCUGCUCUGACCCAGAGCUCUUCUCUGUCCUCAUGUGUGCCUGUUCUCCCAUCACUACCUGCAGUGCUCUGCUGAGCCUCACUGAUAGGUGCUUCACUUUGUAAAUUAAUAGUUCCUUGUGGAGUAGCCUUGUCUCACUCAUCAUAUGAGCAUGUGCCGUGUCUGACUAGCUCACUAAGGCCUCCCAAGUCUAAAGUCUAUCUGGAUUGCCUUUUGUUUUGUUUUGGUUUGUGGGUUUUGUUUUGUUUUGUUUUUGGCUCUUGCAGAUAGAGCUCAGUGCAUAAUUGGGUAUUGUCAAGGCUGUUUCUAGUUCUACAAAGAACUACUGAUGGGAGAUGGGUUGAUUUUUUUUUUUUUUUUUUUUCACCCAUCAUCAAAACUCCCUAUGGUUAACCUGGCUUUCUCAUUCUAGGACUCCCUAGUGGUGCCUCACUAUGUCUAAACUUAUGUGUUACCCUGGCGACUUUUAAGCUACAAUUCUCCAUGUAAAUUUUCUCUUUCUCAAAGAAGACUCUGGGGAUUGAAUUUGGGACUUUUGGACAUGAGGCAUGUGUCUAUCACCGAGCCACACCCUAGCCCAUUGCUUGUCUUGUCAGCAAAACUGAAGCAUCUGCCUCAGCUCAGAUGUUCCUUUGAGCCUCUUAUGUCUGUUACCGUGACCUCAAAUGCUCUUCUCAAGCUGGUUUGCCUCUUAUAAAUGUUCAAUCUUGUUUACCCUUCUAGAUACCAUCUAUCCUGGCCAGAAGUAUGGGUGUUUCCUCAAAGGGGUUUUAUUUUUUCUGCUUGUGUGUCAUUUGUCACAGUCUCACAUGCUAAUUAUCAGUGAGUAGUCUCAUCUCAUCUGUCUGAUUGAAAGUUCACUUCAUACUGCUGACAUUGGCAAUUAGUGUCUUCAGCAGCCCUACGAGCAAGCCUUUUAUUCUCCAUUGUGAUGAUCAGGCUAGGAAAUCAUAGAAGUUGCCCUUAAAAAUUCUGUCAGUGCUGCUUUUGAACCAUUGGUCUGUUUGGCUCUGAAUCUUGUGCUUUCCUAUGAAUACCUCUCCUGUGCCCAACAUGUAACAGAUGUUAAUAAGAAAAUAUUGAAUUGAGUUUUCCAUGUAUACCCACUAAUAUACAGUAGUGUAUCUAUUGACAUUUAGUUGUACACCCAUUGACAUUUACCACUUUACCCUUUGACAUUUAGUAGUAGAAAAUUUUACCAUUAUGCGUUCAAUAAAUGUUUGAUGAAUCUAUUAAUGAA